Molecule: messenger RNA, 2246 nt
Organism: Folsomia candida
Lineage: Eukaryota; Metazoa; Arthropoda; Collembola; Entomobryomorpha; Isotomidae
Product: dnaJ homolog subfamily B member 9
Exons: 5
Coding region: 357-1115 (252 amino acids)
Cellular component (GO): endoplasmic reticulum
Molecular function (GO): misfolded protein binding; protein-folding chaperone binding
Source: RefSeq, a predicted model, not a curated record
UUCCAAUUUUUGUGCCAAUAUAUAAGGUAACGUCUUGCGAAAUUGUGAACCAGUUUAAUUGCAAACGCAUCACAACAAAGGAAAGGUGCACGAGAGAGAGAAAAAAAUUGUCACUGUUACUUAAUCAUCUGCACGUACGUGUACUUAGCAAGAAUCAGUCGUAGCAAGAAUUUAUAAGUAUUAUUUUUUUUGGAAAGGUGUUAAUUAAAGAAAUUAUAAUUUUUGUGGUGGGUUGGAUUAUUGGAGAAUAUAAAUUUGCAGUUGGGGAAUUACAUCAGAAAAGUUAAUUGGCAGUGUAAAAAGUUCGGGAAUCAGUUUAAAGAACUUGGAUUUGAUUCAACCCCACUGGUCAGAAGAUGGAAGUGAAAAAUGCCCUUUCCCUCAUCAACGGGGUCAUGUUCCUCCUCCUCCUCACCGAACUGGUCCUGGCCGAAGUAAAGAAACGCGAUUACUACGAAAUUCUGGGGGUGAAACGGACCGCAAAGGAUCGCGAGAUUAAGAAAGCGUUUCGAAAACUGGCAGUGAAAUACCAUCCCGACAAGAAUCAGGAGAAGGGGGCGGAGGAAAAGUUUAAGGAGAUGGCGGAAGCUUACGAGGUCCUCACUGAUGCCGAGAAGAGGAAGAAAUACGACCAAUUUGGUCAUGACACGUUCUCCAGUGGGGGUGGUGGUGGUGGCGGCGGUGGCGGAUUCCACUUUAAUUUCGACGACUUCUUCAAGGGUUUCGACUUCCCUGGAUUUGGUGGCGGUGGUGGCGAUGAAGGAUUCCACUACUCGUUCGGCGGCGGUGGUCACAGCCAGCAACAGAAACGACAAGAGAAUCAGCAACGUGGAGGAGGCGGAUUCUUCACGUUUGAAGACUUUUUCAACGAUGAGGACGAAGGUUUCGGUGGCUUUGACGCGCACUCCUUCGGUGGUGGCGACUCCUUUUUUGGCACCCAUUUCGGCGGAGGAGGAGGUCAUCACCACGAUGGUCAUGAUCACGGUCAUCAUCACCAACAACAACAAGCCUUCGCACGCUUCGGUGGUCAUCCCAACGCCAACUCGGGCAACAAGUGUCGCACCGUGACGCAAAAAGUGGGCAACAUGAUUACCACGUAUACCCAGUGUUCCUAAUUAAUUAGUUGCAUAACUGGUCACUCAACAAAUAACUAACGUCAACGUCAACUAUCUCAUCUCAACGACACCGCUAUAAUAUUAAUCGUCCCUAUAAAUACAUUUACAUAUCUAAAUAAAUAAUGUCCGCGUGUAAGUAAAAACUAACAGAAGAAUUAUAUAUAUUUUAUGAAAUCUUGAUGUAAUUUCUACUCUGUAGUAAGCUUAAUUAGUCCAGUAAGCAAGUAAAUAGUCGAUGAUUUAUAUAAAAAUUGAAUUAUGAUUUAUAUUUUCAACUUUGUUAAUCACGUAGUUAAAACUAAAUGUGUAAUUAUGAUUAAUUAAUCUCCUAUUCCCGCAAGUUACUUUAAGUCGAAAUUUAACUAACUAGAAACGACAAAACCAAAGGACGACGAUGAUAUCCCAGUAUUUCCCUGAAAUCCACACCCAACAAAGAAACAGACUGAUCCUAAUUAACUAACGAAUACCUUAAAAACUAGACACGACCGUUCCUAUGUAUUAACUAUUAGAAAGUUAAGGUGCGUUUACAUACACUUCAUUCGUUGGUAACUUGCGCCAUAGUUAAAGUAUAACAUUGGCGCAAGUUUCUUGUAAACAUACCUUUAUGAUUUUCAUCCCCUCUCUCUCUCUACACAUGUGUCCCGUUACAUCACACUUUUGUUAUUGUUAUUACGUAAAAUUUAGUAAUAAUUAGAAUCAUAUAUUUAAUUAUCGCUUAUCACAUCCGUAUUAUUUUUGUUAAAUAGACAAGCAACGUAUAAGCCAGCGUUGGUCGGGUAUUGAAAAUUAUGCAAUGAGAUGUGCAGACAGAGCCGGAUUCUGUCUCUGCAAUUGUUCUGUGAUAAUGUUCGUUUAUUACAAAAUAUGUCGCCAUAAUUCACAAUACGAUACAAUGGUAAACAUAAAUCUGUAUGAAAUUCAUGCUACGAACAACCUCUGAAUUUAUCGUCACGAACUGAACCAAAGUUUAUAAUUAUAAAUAUUUAACGAUUCGAUAUUCUAGUCUGAAAAUGGAUUAUGUUAAGUUGUAUUAGAGUAUUGUGAUUAGUGGAGUCAAGUGAUAUUAUUUUCUGCGUCCGGUAAUGUAUUCGGUAAUAAAUUCUACUUUGAAAGUGAGACGUUUAAUAAGAA